Molecule: messenger RNA, 399 nt
Organism: Pochonia chlamydosporia 170
Lineage: Eukaryota; Fungi; Ascomycota; Sordariomycetes; Hypocreales; Clavicipitaceae
Exons: 1
Coding region: 1-399 (132 amino acids)
Source: RefSeq, a predicted model, not a curated record
AUGGGAAAGAUGACAUCGUAUUUGCUCAAGUCACAGCACAGCACAGCCAUCUGUCUGUUCCUCCGGCCAAGCAGGACAUUCUACAACUUCGCUAUGCCGGCGUUGGUCGGCAACAGAAACCCAUCUUCGACGGCCAAAAUACAGACUCUCUACACAUUUUCCAAGUAUUCCAUCGUUCAAUGUACUGUAUUUCUUCAAUGUGAGCCUCUUCCAGUGCAUUCCCCACGUAAAACAGCCCACAGCCCGUCCUGCACUGGAGCACAAAAACCGCAUGCACCACUUACAUACCGGCAUCAAAUCCUGACUUAUAUUAUCCUUGUGAAAAAUACUGUUAGUAUUCCUCUCGACUCAAUCGGGGUCCGGCAAGGCCCCGACGGGAUGCUCGUUUUCAUUCGGUAA